GCCUUGUGCGGUUGAACCUCCUCACACACGGACCUACACUGUGCACCUUUCCAACCAAAGAGAUCGACGGACUCCCGCAAGGCCUUUUCUUUGUCCCGUUGGUCUCUAGCGAUCAUCCUGUACGGAGAAGAAUAGAAAAUAGCUCAGUAGGAUUCCGUACCCAUUCGCAGUAUGGCAUCGCGGCGGGACGAACGUUCGUCCCUCCCACUGCUCGAUCAGCAUCGCAACGACUGUUUAAAGCUACUGCUCGGCGAUUUGUGCUUUUGGGAAGACCCUCGUGGCGAAUUCCGAGGUGAAGACCGGAUGGUAUACGCCCACAAGCGGCAGCCCUGCAGUGAUGCCGGAACAAGUCCGCUGCCGACGGAGCCCCGGAGAAUGGAUCUCCAACGUACCCAGAGUGCGGAAAUUAGCCCUCCACCGGCGGCACCGCAUUCCUGGAAACCGGCCAUUGAUCCUCAAUCCGGACGUACCUACUACUACGAUGCGGUAUCUCGAAAGUCUCAAUGGGAAAAGCCCGCCGAAAUCCGUGCGGAUGAAAAAAGGGCACGCCGCGAGCAACGCCAACGUGACAAACGGUUCUUUAAAGACAUGGAGGCGAAUGUGCGGGCAAGCUUGGCACGGAACGAACUUAUUCCUGGAAUAUGCGCACUCGACAUUGCCAAAGAGGGACCGCCGCUCGAACCGUUGCCGUUGCUACCGCCCCAAUUGCGCGUCCGUACAAUAUCGGCCAUGGAUGAGCGUAUGCUUAUUGAACUCAACAGCCCGUCCAACAUGGACUGCGAAAAUCCGGCAACCAAUUACAGUGUUGCUCGGACGACAACCUCCAAUCUAGGCCUUCCGAACGAAGGUCGACCCCCGCUGCCCCAACGUCCUUCUGUCGUGCUGAAUCGAGAAAAUUCGUCCGAUAUUUCGCGGGCAUUCGAAUCAAUGGAGUCACUUACACUAUCUCCGGAUGCAAGGGACGAUUCGUUGCAAGGAGAACACUUGCUGGACGGUCCGAUUUUGGAUGAAGCAGACGAUCCGGAAGGUCUGGCUGUGCCACAGCAAGUGUGUGCCGGUGCCACUGCUCAUGUGCGACGAAACACGGGUAACACUAUCUAUUUACAAGCCACCAUGACCAAUCCAAAUAUUCAAGCCACCAUACAGUGUGUUUGUGGUGUAUAUCGGGCACACAUUGUUUCGUCCACCAAACGAACCGAGCGUUCUCCAGUGGCCGUACACGCCAUGCAAGUCAAUAUGGACGUCUUCCAAGAUCUAUCUUGUCGGGCCCAUGACGACGCAGCAUCGGUUCCAACCUUGACGGAACUGGAAAGUUUUUACCAGGACUUUUUCAAGCGAUCGCAAAUGGAACACGAUACGAUCAUUAUGAGUUUGAUUUACGUAGAACGACUCAUCAAAGAUACGAACGGACACCUGUGUCCGUCGUCGACUAAUUGGAAGUCGGUGUUAUUUAGUUGCAUGAUAUUGGCGAGCAAAGUAUGGGAUGAUCUGUCCAUGUGGAAUAUUGAUUUUUCCAACGUGAGCGCCGCUUCUGGUCUUUCUUCGUUCUCACUUCAACGAAUCAACGACUUGGAGAUUGCCGUCCUGCACUGCUUGAACUUUAACGUGCGAGUCCCAGCGUCCGAAUACGCCAAGUACUACUUUUUGAUCCGCACCAUGCUCAUACGUAGUGGUUUGCUGGAAGACAGCCAACUUCCGCUGGGCAGGGACUCUGCCGAAGUUUUGGAACGUCGUACAAAUCUGUAUCAAGAUUCUAAGCUCCACUUGCAUCGUGGGCAGAACAGGCGUGCACGGAGUGUUGACUGGAAUUGGAUUCAGCAGACGGAUUCACUGAACCCCACCACCAAUGAAUUUGCGACCGUCGGGCCCGUUCUAAAAGACCAGAUUUGCUUGGAGCAAAUCGUCUCCAUGGAUCGCACGACUUUUUAG
Molecule: messenger RNA, 1929 nt
Organism: Phaeodactylum tricornutum CCAP 1055/1
Lineage: Eukaryota; Bacillariophyta; Bacillariophyceae; Surirellales; Neidiaceae
Gene: CYCP4
Exons: 2
Coding region: 172-1929 (585 amino acids)
Cellular component (GO): plasma membrane
Molecular function (GO): protein binding
Source: RefSeq, a predicted model, not a curated record